AUGUCUUCUCCUCUUCGCAUCGGCUUCGUGCCAGAACAUUUCUCGACACCUCUUCACUUCGCUCAGAAACACUUCGGCCUCGAUGCAACUCUCAUUCCCUUCCCAUCCGGAACAGGCCAUAUGGUCACAGCCAUUCGUUCCGGUGAAAUUGAUGUAGCUGUUGGUCUAACUGAGGGAUGGAUUGCAGGUUUAGGCAAGGAAGGUGUUGAAGGAGACGGUGGAUAUCGCCUUGUUGGAACUUACGUCGAGACUCCCCUCUGCUGGGCAAUCUCCACAGGCGCAAAGCGUCCAGAAAUCACAUCCGUCGACUCUCUCAAGAACGGCAAAAUCGGCGUCUCACGAAUCGGCUCAGGCAGCUAUGUGAUGGGCUUCGUGCUAGCUGACCAACAAGGCUGGCUAACCCCUGGCGCCGCAGCAAAGCCCUACAAAGAAACAGUAGUCCUCAACACCUUUGAGAACCUACGCAAUGCCGUCAACAGCGGUGAAGCCGACUUCUUCAUGUGGGAACACUUUACGUCCAAGAAGUUCUACGAUUCUGGUGAGAUCCGUCGCGUUGGUGAGAUCUACACUCCCUGGAGCAGCUGGAAGAUCGUCGCUUCGACCAAGUUGACGCAGGACGGCUUGGAUGCUCGUGUGAAGGAUCUGUUUGGAAAGUUGGACCAGGGUAUUAAACACUUUAAUGAGAACCAGGAGGAGUCGGUGGCGUAUAUCUCGAGCAGUCUUGGCUACACGGAGCCUGAUGCGCGAGAGUGGCUCAAGACAGUCAAGUUCCCUACAAAGACCGAGGGAGUUCGCCCUGAGGUGGUGCAGAACACCGUCAACAUCUUGCGAAAGGCCGGAGUUUUGGAAGAAGGCAAGGGAAUGGAACCUCAAGCCAUGGUUUUCUCAUCCUAA
Fusarium coffeatum is the source of this 894-nucleotide messenger RNA. RefSeq lists its product as uncharacterized. Lineage: Eukaryota; Fungi; Ascomycota; Sordariomycetes; Hypocreales; Nectriaceae. The transcript has 2 exons. Bases 1 to 894 code for a protein of 297 amino acids. The record is from RefSeq and is a predicted model, not a curated record.